CAAGAUAACAAUCGGCGAGUUUGUCAGUAGUUUGAACUUUAAUUUUUAAAUAUUCUAAACAAUUAAACAAAUAACAAGUGAAAAAAAACCGGUACCAAGUCUACUAGUCCUACUUGUGAUUAUUACUGUUAUACUAUUAUCCAAUAAUCGUAGUUAAUAAAUUAUAUUAUUAUGCUAUAAUUAAAUUGUUCACCGGCAUACGAAUAAACAACUUUGGACAUUGGCAACGUUAAACAUAAAACCUACAGAUCAAGUUUACCCAUUCGAACACCAGUAUAUAAAAUAUAGAUCACCUACAAUUGAAAAAUAUAUUGUCAAAUUCAUGGCUAACGAUACCACUGAAGAUUCAGUUCAUAAAGAUGAAAAAAAAUAUUUGUUUAAAAAUCCUGAAUUUGACAGCAACAAAACGGUAAAUGGUAAAAAAAAAAUGUGGCGAUCUCUAAAACAAAUAAUGUCUCAAGAAAGAAACCUGCCGUGGCCUGACAAUACAAUUAAUUAUAGCAGUAUUACUGCUCCGCCGUCGUUCAAGCCAGCGAAAAAGUAUUCUGAUAUUAGUGGAUUAAUCGCCAAGUAUAAAGAUCCACAAACGUCGUUAUAUUAUGCCGGUCACGAAGAAUUCAGUACCGUUAGGAGUUUGCCGAGUGAUAUAAUUACAGGAUAUUUGACGUUACGAGGAUCAUACAAUCCUAUAGGAUAGGAUUUAUGGAGAAUUUAAAAAAUGCAACUGAAUUAUGAAAAAAAGAAAACAUUGGUUCGUAUUAAUAGUAAAGCGUCUUGAAAUGUACUAUUGAACUGUACGAAUUCACAAUAAAGAUCUUU
Adelges cooleyi (spruce gall adelgid) is the source of this 819-nucleotide messenger RNA. Its product is annotated as INO80 complex subunit C. Gene Ontology annotation, biological process: chromatin remodeling. Gene Ontology annotation, cellular component: Ino80 complex. The transcript is spliced from 5 exons. The coding region runs from base 323 to 697 and encodes 124 amino acids. Lineage: Eukaryota; Metazoa; Arthropoda; Insecta; Hemiptera; Adelgidae. The record is from RefSeq and is a predicted model, not a curated record.